Juglans regia (Persian walnut) is the source of this 2263-nucleotide messenger RNA. Its product is annotated as ETHYLENE INSENSITIVE 3-like 1 protein. Gene Ontology annotation, cellular component: nucleus. Gene Ontology annotation, molecular function: DNA-binding transcription factor activity; DNA binding. The record is from RefSeq and is a predicted model, not a curated record. Lineage: Eukaryota; Viridiplantae; Streptophyta; Magnoliopsida; Fagales; Juglandaceae.
CACCCUCGCUCGCUCGCCCCGGGUAUGAAAGCUGAAAACCUUCGAAGAUUGACUUCUGGAGCUGCUAGACUUAAAAAGAAAAAGAUCCAGAUCUCCUGUCUGUAAUUUUCCUGGGAGAGGAUGAUGAUGUUCGAGGAUAUGGGGCUUUGUUCUGAUAUGGAUUUCAUAUUUGCCCCUGUUGGGGGAGGAGAGGCAGCUGCCCUGCCACCUGAACCAGAAGCAAUGAUGGAUGAUGAUUAUACUGAUGAAGAGGUAGAUGUAGAUGAGCUUGAGAGGAGGAUGUGGAGGGACAAAAUGCGCCUCAAACGGCUCAAAGAACAGAAUAAAUGUAAGGAAGGAAUAGAUAUGGCAAAGCAGCGGCAGUCCCAAGAACAGGCAAGGAGGAAGAAAAUGUCGAGGGCACAAGAUGGAAUCUUGAAAUACAUGCUGAAAAUGAUGGAAGUUUGUAAAGCUCAAGGCUUUGUUUAUGGGAUUAUUCCUGAGAAGGGAAAGCCUGUGACUGGGGCAUCUGACAAUCUUCGCGAGUGGUGGAAGGAUAAAGUCAGGUUUGAUCGUAAUGGUCCAGCUGCCAUAACAAAGUACCAAGCAGAUAAUGCAAUCCCAGGCAAGAAUGAUGGCUGUAAUUCAAUUGGUCCAACCCCUCACACCUUGCAAGAGCUUCAAGACACCACCCUUGGUUCUCUCUUAUCAGCACUCAUGCAGCAUUGUGACCCCCCUCAGAGGCGGUUUCCCUUAGAGAAAGCUGUCCCCCCACCAUGGUGGCCCACUGGUAAUGAGGAUUGGUGGCCUCAACUUGGUUUGCCAAAGGACCAAGGCCCUCCUCCUUACAAGAAGCCUCAUGACUUGAAGAAAGCAUGGAAGGUGGGAGUUCUCACAGCAGUUAUCAAGCAUAUAUCUCCCGAUAUUGCCAAGAUACGCAAGCUUGUGAGGCAGUCUAAGUGCUUGCAGGACAAGAUGACAGCCAAGGAAAGUGCCACCUGGCUUGCCAUCAUCAACCAGGAGGAGACCUUGGCCCGAGAGCUUUACCCUGAUUCCUGUCCCCCAUUAUCUUCUGGUGGUGGGAGUGGAUCUCUGGUCAUCAAUGAUUGCAGCGAGUAUGAUGUUGAAGGGGCUGAGGAUGAGCCAAACUUUGAUGUUCCGGAGCAAAAGCCUGAGAAUCUUCAUUUGUCGAGUAUGGGGAUGGAGAGAAUGAGGGAAAGGCUGUCAGUUCAACAACCACCUUAUCCAUUUAAGGGGGAAAGCAUCACAAAUUUAGAUUUCAUUCAGAAGAGGAAGGCGUCCAGUGAUUUGAACGUGAUAGUGGAGCAGAAAAUAUAUACAUGCGAGUUCCUUCAGUGUCCUUACAGCGAAGUCCGCCUAGGUUUUCAUGACAGGACUUCUAGGGACAAUCAUCAAUUGACCUGUCCAUAUAGAAGUCCUUCAGAGUUUGGAGGAUCAAAUAUUCAUGUUAAUGAGGUUAAGCCGAUUAUCUUCCCUCAAUCCUUUGUUCAACCCAAGCCAGCCCCUCCAUCGGUUAACUCUACCCAACCUUCCUUCGAGUUAUCAGGGCUUGGAGUUCCUGAAGAUGGGCAAAAAAUGAUUAGCGAGCUCAUGUCAAUCUACGACACCAACAUCCAAGGCAACAGGAAUUUAAUUUCCAGUAACAAAGCGGUCAUAGAGAAUCAAAAUCUUCAUCAGCUGAAAAAUCAACCUCAACAGGACAUAUACUUCCAUGGUGAAGGGGUUGUGAUGGAAGGAAAAUUCUUUGAAGAAUCCAACACGCACAGUUGUCAUCAAAUGUUCACGCAUGAGGAAAGUCAAUUUGACCGUUUUAAGGUUCCGAAUUCUCCCUUUGAGACCAACCAUGGUAACAAUAAUUUGCAGAUGAUGUUCGGGUCUCCAUUUGAUUUGGCCUCCUUCGACUAUAAAGAGGAUCUACAAGGAGUAGCACUGGAACACUGCCAAAACAGCCAGAUAUUUCUAUCUGGUACCAGUGAUAGCCUCUGAGUCUGUUUCGGGAGGAAAAACUGUCAGUUGAAGAAGGCUUCCUUAUCUAAACUGUUGUUGCUGUUGUUAUAUUUGUCUUCAAAUGUAACCCUAGAAUUUGUAAGAUUAGCUGUCCUUUAGGGGCCUAAUAAAGUAGAUAGGGUCCCAUAAACUAUCCUGUUGUUAAUUAUUUGUAUGACUGUCAUAUAAAUAAGUUAGGUGCAUGUUUUUUCGUUUUCCUACUUGGUUUGAAUCCAAUCCCAAUCAUGAUAUGAAACCUAAUUGUCUUUUACUGUAA